ACUAAAAAGGCCAUGAAUGUGAUUCUCAGUGACCUGCGGAUCAACGACUACUUCAACAUCAUCUCCUUUUCUGACACGGUUAGUGUCUGGAAAGCUGGAGGCUCAAUCCAGGCCACUAUCCAGAAUGUCCACAUGCUGGGUUGCAUGGAAGCUGAUGGUUGGACUGACAUCAAUGCAGCUUUGCUGGCAGCUGCUUCAGUGCUGAACCAUAGCAACCAGGAGCCUGGGAGGGUCUCCAGUGAGGGGAGGAUCCCUCUUAUCAUCUUUCUGACAGAUGGGGAGCCCACAGCCAGCAUGACCACCCCCAGUGUGAUCCUCUCCCAUGUCCGUCAGGUGCUGGGCCACAGGGCAUCCCUUUUCAGUUUGGCCUUUGGAGAUGAUGCUGACUUCCUACUGUUGCAUCGUCUGUCCCUGGAGAACCGGGAAGCAGCCCAGUGCAUAGAGGACACCAAUGCAGCCCUACAGCUGGGAGGCCUCUGUGAGGAGAUCUCCAUGCCUCUGCUGGCAGACAUGCAUCUGGACUACCUGGGCAGCUUGGUUGGGGCCUCCCCUUGGGCCCUUUUUCCCAACUACUUUGGUGUCUCAGAACUAGUUGUGCCAGGCUAGGUGAAGCCAGGCAAGCAGGAGCUGGGAGUCCACCUGGCAGCCCGUGGCCCCAAGGGUCAGCUUCUUGUGGCUCAUCACAGUGAAGGGGACACCAACAGCAGCCAGAAGGCCUUUGGUUGCCCAUGAGAGCCAGUCCAUAAUGUGGCCCACUUCAUCCACCACCUCUGGGGCUAUGUCACCAUUGGAGAGUGGCUGGAAGCACACUUCCAAGCCUGUGACACCACCACUCGCCACCUGCUGGCUGCCAAAGUCCUCAACCUGUCCCUUGAAUACAACUUUGGCACACCUUUGACUUCACUGGUCAUGGUGCAGCCCAAGGAGGCCAGUGAGGAGGCCAAGAGACAGACCUCCACCACAGCUGGACCGCGCACCAUCAUGCCCUCAUCCAGCAGCAGGCAUGGCUUAGGGGCAGGUGUAGCCCAGCCAGCCCUGGUGCCCAAGGUCUCCCCCAGAUCAAGGCCUGCAAAACCAAAGUUCUACUUAUCCUCAAUUACUACUGCAUCUACAAAGAAGAUGCCCAAUUCCAAGGAACAGGUCGGGGCUCUAUCAACCCCAAAGCCCCAAACUCCAGCACAACAGGAUUCUGGCACUUUGGCCCAGCCAACUCUCAAGACAAAACCUGCUGCCCUUGUGCCCUCAAAUUCUGGUGCUCUAUUGCCUCCAAAUCCCAGCACUCUAUCACACCAGAAUCUAUUACCUAUGAAUGCCAAGAUGUAAAUACUACCACUGAAUCCUAGCACCCUACCAGCCCAGCCAAAAGCUGGCACUAUGAAACAUGUUACUCUACUGCAUUCCAAACCCGGUGCUCCAUCACAACCUAAACUGAAGGCCUCAUCACACCCUCAACCCAGGGUACACACAUCACAGUCACCCAAAAGCUUGCCACAGCCCAGACCUAGAGUCUCCACAGGACAGAUCCCCAAACACCCAACACACACCAGUCCUAGGGUUCCUGAUCCCAAGAUCCCAAACAACAUGCCACACCUCAGACCUGGGGCUCUCUUACCCAGGACCCCUAAAAUCCCAUCAUCUCUUAAACCUAGUAUCCAACCUCACCAAACUUCCACACUCUUAUCACAUUCCAAGCCUGGGACCUUAAUCUCCCAUACACCCAAAACCCCACUACCCCCUAGACCUGCAAGACCCAGGCCUCCACCUCCUCAGAGCCUAAGCACAUUCCCAAACACAGUCUCAAGUCCCACAGGUCCCAGCAGUACCAUGAUCACCUCUGACCUUGGGGAACCCCUCCAAACUCCCUUUACUCUCACCCUGCCCUCUCUGCUACCCACUGGAAGGUUCUGGUAUCUGCAAGACCUGCUGCUGGGACCCCAGAGCACCAGGCAAGUUCUGGGACCAUCUGUGCCAGGAGUCCCAACGAUGGGCCUACCCAACAGCUCCAGGCCUAUGGCAGAAGGCAGCCCUCCAAACCUGCCAAUCUUGCUGCCUUCUAGCACCCUCCUUGAGGCCAUCAGUCUGCUCCUUCUCCCUGAGGAGCUUGAGCUGCUGUCUGAGUUAAUGGUGGAGUACAAGUUCAUGGAGUCCUUGAACCCACCAGCUUUCUAUACCUUCCUCACUCCUGACAAAGAUGGAAGUCUACAUUGGGAUGGCGAUUCUGAGGAGAUCCUGGGAAGAGCUGGAGGCAGCAUGGCAUCUCAGGGAAGUUCUGUGAGGCUAGCAAAAGGCAUGUUGCCAAGCAUCUUUGCAUUCUCAUCCUCAGUGGAUAGUGACCUCCACUUUGUGAUCUGCAUCCCAAGAUCAGACGAGAGGAUCUUCUUUACACUGGAUGGGUGCCCAGGGGACCUGCUGCAGGCCCACACUCCUCUCCCUCCAGAGCUGCAUGUGAGUGGGCGGCUGUUUGGGGCACCACCAAGACCAGGCCACGAAGACCAGAUGCACACCUACUUUCAGAUCAUCACAAUCACUGCAGACAGACCCUGGGCCUACACCAUCAUCAGCUGUAGUUCCAUAUCUGUGUGAGGUGAGUGUACCUUGUGCCUGUCCUGGGACCAGCCUGCCCUGCUGAAGAGACCCCAGCUGGAGCUCCAUGUGGUUGAUUCACCCUGCCUCACCCUCUGCCUUGGGCCCCACCUUGAAUUACUAGUCCUCUGGCAGUGCUACAGGCACCCCAGAACCCUGCAACUAUCUCACCUGGGGUUCCACAUGGCCAGUGGCUUGGGCCUCAGCCCCUCAGCCCAUGGCCUGAUGGGUAAGUAUUUUGGGGGCUGA
Messenger RNA from Galeopterus variegatus (Sunda flying lemur), 2832 nucleotides. It is a transcript of the gene ITIH6, whose product is annotated as inter-alpha-trypsin inhibitor heavy chain family, member 6. Gene Ontology annotation, molecular function: serine-type endopeptidase inhibitor activity. Gene Ontology annotation, biological process: hyaluronan metabolic process. Lineage: Eukaryota; Metazoa; Chordata; Mammalia; Dermoptera; Cynocephalidae. The record is from RefSeq and is a predicted model, not a curated record.